AAUCCAAAGUGACCUUCGUGAUAAAUCUCUCCCAGUCUGUACAUUCAGUGUUUGGUUUCUACAUCCCAUUACAAAAGCAGAUAAGGAGUGGUGGUCUGAGUCAGGAGGGAGGGCUCCAUUCUUACUUUCUGUUUCACCUUCUGCGUCCCUACAAUGGCUGCUGCACCGAAGAUGACGAGGGAAGAAGAAUUUCUGAAAAAGCAGGAAGUUUUCAGAAGGAAUGCUUUCUUGAUUAUCAAGAAAAUGGUGGAACUAGCACCAGAGAAAGGGAGUCCAGCACAUCCUUCAGUGUUGGUUGAUGAGGUUCUUCACAGCAUCUUCUUUCUGGGGGCGAUCAACAACCCCAAAUAUACCCCACAGAAUAUUCUGGAUGAUGAGGACAUUUUUAAUAAGCUGAAGGGCCGCUACCCUGAACCUUUUAAGUUCUUUUCCUCACGACUACCCACGCGGGCUCCAUUGUCAUGUGUGCUUGACAUGGUUGUCAACCUGAAUGGACAACAGAAUGAAGAUGAAAUAAAAAACAGGCUGAAAGAGUUCACGCUUCAGCUGAAGCAGGAUGGAGGAACGGCUCUGGUCUCCUCCACCAUCUGUGUCUCUCAGCCCGACGUGACCCCAAGAUCAGUCAGGUACUACGGAGUCAGUAUGUCCACUUCUGGCCCUGUUCCUGGGCAAGUCAUCAUCGCUGCGUCCUGUCUCAGCGACGUAGCUGAGAAGAAAUGGGACAGUUACGUAGCUGAUGCAGUGAUGACCUACUAUUCAAAAGAGAAGAAGAAGCAGAAGAAGCCAUACUUUGAUGGAACCAUCAAACUUCCAAAGCAGGCCAGGUGUCAGGCGUUCAGCCUCACUGAUGGAACCCCAAUGGCUCCUUGCAGAUCAUGUGGGAAUAUGUUUGGUUUGACAACAAGUGAAACAAGGGAGUGGCCCUAUGGCAACUGUGCUGAACCUGAAAGUCUGAGCAACUUGCUCAAAAAUGAGAACAAUACGAGAGAGCAGGUAAUGCAAUCAUCUGACACAUGCACACCUGCAAACAGGCAGAGGGCUGUAGAGGAUGUAAAGAAACUGCUUAAGGAGUAUCUGUGCAUGCUGCAGUUUCAAUGGGAUAAUCAUUACUACACCCCACAAGGGAACUGAUGGCCUGUUAAGUACUGCUGAGUACAACUCUUAUGGUCCUUUAUUAGAAAGUGACCAGAUCGAUCUGGUGGUUUUGAUUCUCUAUCAGUAGAAACUUCUCUGUACUCCUCUCAGCACUGAAAUCUCUUCCUGUUUGUGGACAAGAAAUUCAUGUGAUCAGAGACAAAUAUAUUUUUGCUUUAUCAUCACAUUGAUCAUCAUUCAUCAUUGUUAAUACUUCAGCUACUACUACUGUAACAAAGAUAUGAAUAUAUUCAUGGCAAAAAUUAUAAACCUAUAUGUGUUUCAACUGUUGAAGCAUGCAGAGGUUGUCGAGGUUGAUGUAUUGAUCCUGAAAUGAACAAUAAAAUGAUGUAAACCUAUAA
Molecule: messenger RNA, 1496 nt
Organism: Acanthopagrus latus (yellowfin seabream)
Lineage: Eukaryota; Metazoa; Chordata; Actinopteri; Spariformes; Sparidae
Exons: 5
Coding region: 154-1131 (325 amino acids)
Source: RefSeq, a predicted model, not a curated record